GCGAAACUAUCAUACGCGGCACAAUUCCCCAGGUGGGCUUCACUUACACAUCCUUCUCAACUCCGUUAUAACGAUCGCCCGUUCCCUCUGCCAACAACGCCCAACUCUUCUCACGUCGUUAUACUGCACACCGUAUGAGUCCAAUCCUUGGUCCCACUCUGUCUGGGCUUUCCAUUUUUAAGGUACAGUGAAGACGAAGACGAAGACGAAGACGAAGAACAACGAGAAGAAGAAGAAGAAGCGCUUUCUUAUCUAGCGUGCUGUUCGCUUCGUUGAAUCAUAUUUUCCUUUAGAAUGGAAGAUGUAACAGUGUGAUUCUUCACUUGGAGACUUGAUUUGAGCAGGAGAUUCUAGCGUCUUCUCUGCUAAGCAUUUCUUCUUGGGUUUUGUUUGUGGUGUUAAGUAGUCUGUUAUAUUUGAGUGAUCAUGGGGUCAGCUUGCUGUAUUGCUGCGAGAGAAAAAGACCUUCCUAACAGAACUGGGGGUAACACUGUGCCUAGGAAUGACAGAUGCUCUCCAACAUGGAGCUUCCGUUGGGAAAAUCGAAGGCGUGUGGCUGGUGAGAUUGAUGAUUCACCAUAUCAAACUUCUCAUGGAUUCAGCAGAGAUGUUAGUGUGGAGGUGAAGGGGCCAUUAGGCUCUGAUAGGGGUAAUCUUUCUGAUGAGGUUAGUCUGCAUGAGAGUUUUGGAACACCCGUCUCUAUAAAGUCUCCAGUACAUGAAGGAAUGGUAGCAAAUCCAAUUGCUCAACGUUCAGGCCUAUUAAUGGAAAGCAAUGACCCUGUACAUGGGAAGAACUCAGCAGAAUCUCCUGAUAUUGCAGAGCUACCUGCCUCAAAGCUUUCAUUUUCUGUACAUUCAUCAUUUUCAACACCGAAUGCUGAUCCUUUGCCCACCUGUGGUCAUCCACUUCCUCCAAACUCGACCCCCUCAAGACGGGCUCGGCAUUCACCUGGGCAUCGGCUAUUAAGGCAGAUUUCUGAUAGUCGAAUUAUGGGAUUGAAGUCGCCUAAUAAUUACUCCUUAUCUGAAGGUAGGUCAUCAUUUGUGCUCUCCACUUGUAGCCACGACUUAGCAAUGGGAUCACACGGUGGUUCUUCUGAUGGUUGGUCCAUGCGAACCUUUUCUGAGCUUGUGGCUUCUUCACAAAGGGAGAGGUGGUCUUUUGACAGUGAGCACCUGGGCUAUGGUUUGAGCAAAGUGAGUGGAUGCAGUAGCAGGUUUUCAUGUUCUCCCUCCUUAGAUCUUCAAACUUGUGGGGCUUGUUCGAAGUUCUUGACAGAGAGAUCUUCUUGGAGCAGCCAGAGAAUUCUUGCCAGCAAUGAACUCUCGGUUGUUGCUGUGCUGGUAUGUGGUCAUGUGUACCAUGCUGAGUGUUUGGAGACCAUGACACUGGAAGUUGAUAGGUAUGACCCAGCUUGCCCAAUAUGCAUGGGAGGAGAGAAGCAAGUCUCAAAGAUGACCAAAAAGGCUUUAAGAGCUGAAGCAGAAUUGAAGUCUAGAAGCCAUAAAAUUUCAAGAAGCCGAGUUAUAGAUAGUUAUCUUGACAGUGAUUCUGAUGAUUUUGACUACCAAAAAAAUGCCAUAUGGGAAGGAGCUCCAAAGAUGGAGACUAGUUCCAAUGCAGCAAGCUCCUCUGCCAAACCGUUCUUGAGACGACACUUUUCAUUUGGGUCCAAAUGGAGUAAGUCCCUGUCAGAGAAGGAUUCUGCCAGGAAAAAAGGGUUUUGGGCAAGAUAUCGCAAAUAUUGACCUCUUUAAUUAUUACAAGGGGAUAUGUUGGAGGUACAAUUAUAUAUAUGAAGUUGAAUGCAAGAGCUGCGAACAAUCCCACCCAGGCUCCGAGCAGAUUUGAGCGGCCAAAAUACUUAGCUGUCUCCAUAGAUUUCCCCUUCACUUCACGCAUUUGUUGUUAUUUGGUUGCCGAAAAUAGGAAAAAGAUCAACUUAUCCGACCAUAAUCUUAGUAAUAGGAUAGUCUACCUUGAACAGUGGAGCCCUUGUUUUUGGUCGUCAAGGGUUGGAGUUUAUUAAUUUUGACAACUUAAUGGCACUUUUAUGGGCUACCAAUCAGCUGUGAAUCAGUGAAUUCUAUCAUCUGCAAGAAAAUUUGUGACAUAGUGUGUCUCACCAGAAGACUAGUUAAUUUGGAGUAGAUGAUAAAGGUACCGAGCGUUGUAUAUGACUACUCUCACAGGAUAAAUCAUAAGUCUUAAUGGGUUCAAUUCUGAAUUCCAUUCUAUGAACUUAGCUUAUUCUCCUGUGGGAAGGAAAAUGAAAAAUGCUUCUUCUCCACUAAAUGAAAUGUGAAUGACUAUUGGUUUUAAAUUGAAA
This is a messenger RNA of Hevea brasiliensis (rubber tree), 2333 nucleotides long. RefSeq lists its product as uncharacterized. Bases 427 to 1752 code for a protein of 441 amino acids. The record is from RefSeq and is a predicted model, not a curated record. Lineage: Eukaryota; Viridiplantae; Streptophyta; Magnoliopsida; Malpighiales; Euphorbiaceae. The transcript has 6 exons.